AUGGACCUUCCCACCCCAACAUUCUCUUUCCACCUUCCCUCGGUUCAUGAUGGCUGCAAGCUGGAAUGUCGACUGUAUCUCCCGGCCCAGUUCCAAAAUAUAGAAUCGUCAACGCACCCACCCAUUCGCGGAGCUAUUAUCGCCCACCCUUACGCACCACUUGGUGGAUGCUAUGAUGAUCCCAUCGUGGGGUUUGUCGGUGGCGAGCUUCUACAGGCAGGGCACAUCGUGGGGACAUUCAAUUUUCGAGGGGCCGGGGGUUCUGAAGGACGGACCAGCUGGACUGGGAAGCCUGAGCUAGGGGACUAUGCCUCCUUGUAUGGAUUCAUGCUGAACUAUCUACAAGCUUUGCAUUCUGUGCUCGUGGCCAGAGAGAACGUCCCCUCCAGCGAAGCCGUCCACCUGGUGAUCGGUGGAUAUUCAUUUGGAUCGCUCAUCGCCUCGCAUGUCCCGACACUUGAUGUCAUGCUUGACCUGUUCUGCAACGCAACAGCGCCCCCAAUGACACCAAUCUAUGAGAUUGGCAGAGCAGCGCAGAAGAUCGCUACGCAGUCUACGCGGCAUCUGCCCCCAGCAAAAGAGAGUCAGAACAACCAGGCUGACCAACCUGCGCCCCGCGCGACGACUACAAUCUCCUACCUCCUCGUGUCACCAUUACUCCCACCCGUGAGCCAGCUUCUGACUGCAUUCUCCGCCCUAUCAGUAAACGUGGGGGGCAAAACGUCAGCUCAGGCCCGACCCGCUGGCCAACCAGCCGACCAGCUGAGUGCGCACCGGACGCUGGCGCUAUUUGGGGAUCAGGACACUUUUACAGCUGCCCGUAAACUGCAGCGGUGGUCAGUCGAGAUGGGCCGCAUGCCGCAGAGUCAGUUCCAGGGCUGCGAGAUCGAGGGUGCGGGGCAUUUUUGGCGCGAGAAUGGUGUGGAGAUGCGGGCGAGACGGGCUAUCCAAGAAUGGCUUCGAUCUUGA
Messenger RNA from Penicillium daleae, 969 nucleotides. RefSeq lists its product as uncharacterized. The record is from RefSeq and is a predicted model, not a curated record. Bases 1 to 969 code for a protein of 322 amino acids. NCBI's taxonomy places the organism in Eukaryota, Fungi, Ascomycota, Eurotiomycetes, Eurotiales, Aspergillaceae. The transcript is spliced from 2 exons.